UUGGGGGAAAUUUAAAUUCUCGUUCGAAUAGAGCAAUAAAAUUUCUUAUUGAAUGAAAAAAGUUUUAAUAUGAAAAAAUGGUAGAUUUAUUUUCGUGUAGACUUUUAAUUAAUUUUUUUCAUUGGUUCAGUUAUUUUUGCUUUGUGUUAAUGUUUUUUUGUGAAUUCAAGUUUGUUUAUCAAGAUGAUCGUUUCAUCAUGAAGAGUUUAGAACCCGAAUUUUCUACCCCAAUGGAAAAUGUCACCGUGGCUAUUGGAAAAGAAGCCGUUUUAACUUGUAAUGUGGAAAAUUUAGGCAGGCACAAGGUUGCUUGGGUUCGGUCUGAAGAUCAAACCGUUUUAAGUCUUCAAACGAAAGUUGUAACUCAUAACGGACGCAUUUCAGUUAGUCACGAUAACACGAAGCGUUGGCAAUUACACAUAAGACAUGUAAAGGAAUCCGACCGUGGAUGUUACAUGUGUCAGAUUAAUACGAACGCUAUCAAAAUUGAGGAGGGUUGUUUGGACGUGCACGGUAAGUUUAAUUUCGAAAUUGGCGAUUAA
This is a messenger RNA of Onthophagus taurus, 542 nucleotides long. Lineage: Eukaryota; Metazoa; Arthropoda; Insecta; Coleoptera; Scarabaeidae. The record is from RefSeq and is a predicted model, not a curated record.